Molecule: messenger RNA, 324 nt
Organism: Jaculus jaculus (lesser Egyptian jerboa)
Lineage: Eukaryota; Metazoa; Chordata; Mammalia; Rodentia; Dipodidae
Product: small ubiquitin-related modifier 2-like
Exons: 1
Coding region: 29-316 (95 amino acids)
Biological process (GO): protein sumoylation
Cellular component (GO): nucleus
Molecular function (GO): protein tag activity; ubiquitin-like protein ligase binding
Source: RefSeq, a predicted model, not a curated record
GGCUGCUGAGGACACCCCAGCGCUCGCCAUGGCCGACGAGAAACCCAAGGAAGGAGUCAAGACUGAGAACAACGAUCAUAUUAAUGUGAAGGUUGCGGGGCAGGAUGGUUCUGUGGUGCAGUUUAAGAUUAAGAGGCAUACACCACUUAGUAAACUAAUGAAAGCCUAUUGUGAACGACAGGGUUUGUCAAUGAGGCAGAUCAGAUUCCGAUUUGACGGGCAGCCAAUCAAUGAAACAGACACACCUGCACAGUUGGAAGUGGAAGAUGAAGAUACAAUUGAUGUGUUCCAGCAACAGACAGGAGGUGUCUGCUAAAAAGGGAC